Messenger RNA from Linum tenue, 1526 nucleotides. The record is from the annotation of a GenBank genome assembly. NCBI's taxonomy places the organism in Eukaryota, Viridiplantae, Streptophyta, Magnoliopsida, Malpighiales, Linaceae.
CGAGAAGUGAAGAAAAUGGGAAAGAUAAUUCACAAAGCUACUCGCAGUCGGCAGCAGAAGGGAAGAAAAGAAGGAAUCCGCCGGAGAAAAGCCGUUUAACCAAAGUCUCUCUCUCUAGGCCGUUUUUCACUCUCUCAAGUGUGUGGAUAUGCAGUCACUGCUUCUCCCGGCGGUAUCUUCCGCCGUCACGGUUGGAAUGAACCCGUCUCUCCUUCAUUUCCGAUCUCGGCGGCUGCUGUUUUCUACUCAUUCCGUGUUAUUUUCGCGAAAGCCCACGCCGCAGCAGUCCUCCCUCUCAUUUCACUCUUCUUCCCAGAUAGCCUAUGAUCCUCUUGGAAGCAGGGGCCGCAGGUUAUCUUUCUCCUCGAAGAUUGCUGCUUCCUCUCCGGUUUCUGCUGCUUACACUUCCCCAAAUGACGAAUCGGAGCGAGCCAAACUUGCUCAGGUUGCUAAGAGAUUGGCGAAUACAUCCAGGCGUUUCAAGCGGUUUGGAAGUAUAGGUUUUUGGGGGCAGCUGAUUUGCACGGUGGUGGCCGCUGUGAUCCUUUCCUUUUCGGUUGUUGCCACUGGGAGAAUCUCGUCCCCUGCAAGUUUCUAUACAACCGCUGGUGGUAUAGCUGCAGCUUUUAUCUCAGUGUUCUGGUCUUUUGGGUAUAUCCGGCUCUCUGAAAAGCUUCGGAGGACUGCGAACGAGCCUUCUAAGGCACCACCUCGGGCUGAGGUCGUAAAAGGCUUGAGAAAUGGCAUCAUCUUGAAUCUGUUGGGCAUGGGUGCUGCUGUUCUUGGUAUGCAAGCCACAGUAGGGACAUUGGUAGCCAAGGCAUUGACUUCUUCUGCAAACCCUUAUUACCAGGGGAUCUCUCCAGGAUACAGUCCUGUUCUUGCAUUGGACGUUUUCUUGGUGCAGGCAUCAGCAAACACAAUCCUCUCUCACUUCCUCGGGCUUCUCUUCUCCCUAGAGCUGUUACGAUCAGUUACACUACCACCUUCAGAAGCCACUCCCGUACCUAGGCUUGCAUAAAGCAUGUGAUGUGAACCAUUACCGGGUAGGCAAUGAGUUUUGGUCAGCUCGAAUUAUUAAAGGUUGUAAUGGUAGGAACUCCAGUUGUCUUGAACGGAAGAAGUUCCAGAUUAGUGUGUACUUUGCAAGCAUAAGAACCCUUCUGGUGAAGUUUGAACUUCCCAGAACUUGAGCCAAUGUGCAUAAACUGCAGCUCUCCAUUCUGCUUCAAGAUGUGAAAACAGAGAACCUCUAAUGGAAACGAGAACAAAACUCAUUCUGCUUCAGGAGUGGAAACUUUGCAAUAUGAAGAUGCACAUAAGACAAUACACAAUCCAACAAAGCUGUAGAUUUUACAUUCUAGUCAUUGUAAUGUGGUACAUAAAUAUAUAUAGAUGAUAGAGUACUCGCACCUUUCGGAAAACAAUACAGACAGUAAAAUCUAUUAAAACAUGAGAAAACUGAUCAUAACCAUGAACAAAGAAGCAAGCUUUAAGCAUCAGACCAGGAGAUAUACAGAUCACCC